Messenger RNA from Choloepus didactylus (southern two-toed sloth), 1172 nucleotides. RefSeq names its product folate receptor beta (gene FOLR2). The record is from RefSeq and is a predicted model, not a curated record. Gene Ontology annotation, molecular function: signaling receptor activity. Gene Ontology annotation, biological process: cell adhesion; sperm-egg recognition; fusion of sperm to egg plasma membrane involved in single fertilization. The coding region runs from base 195 to 971 and encodes 258 amino acids. The transcript has 5 exons. Gene Ontology annotation, cellular component: external side of plasma membrane. Lineage: Eukaryota; Metazoa; Chordata; Mammalia; Pilosa; Megalonychidae.
AAGAAGAGCUGAGUGGGGAAACUACACUCUGUGCUCUCCAGGACUCUUAUAGUCUGUCCUGUGCUGAGGACAGAGACCACGGGGGACAGCCCUGGAGCCUGGAGUUGCAGCCAGCCUGGAAGAUCAACCCAGACACAGCUGAGCGUGCUCACAGCAGCAAGGGAGAUUCAGUGCCCCCUGCAGGCACAAAAGACAUGACCGGGAAACUGACUCUGCUUGGGCUGCUUCUGGCUUGGGCAGUCGCCACGUGCAGUGCCCGGGACAGGACAGACCUGCUCAACAUCUGCUUGGAUGCCAAGCACCACAAGACAAAGCCUGGCCCUGAGGACAAGCUGCAUAACCAGUGCAUACCUUGGAGGAAAAAGGCCUGUUGCUCUGUCAACACCAGCCAGGAGCUGCACAAGGACACCUCUGCCCUGUAUAACUUCAACUGGGAACACUGUGGCAAGAUGGAGCCUGCCUGCAAGCGCCACUUCAUUCAGGACAACUGUCUCUAUGAGUGCUCCCCCAACCUUGGGCCCUGGAUCCAGCAGGUGAACCAGAGCUGGCGCAAAGAGCGGAUCCUGAAUGUACCUCUGUGCAAAGAGGACUGUCAGGACUGGUGGGAGGACUGCCGUACCUCCUACACCUGCAAAAGCAACUGGCACAAGGGCUGGGACUGGACCUCAGGAAGUAACAAGUGUCCAGCCGGGGCUGCCUGCCGUACAUUUGAGUCCUACUUCCCCACGCCUGCCACCCUGUGUGAGGGUAUCUGGAGUCACUCCUACAAGGUCAGCAACUAUAGCCGAGGGAGCGGCCGCUGCAUCCAGAUGUGGUUCGAUCCAGCCCAGGGCAACCCCAACGAGGAGGUGGCCAAAUUCUAUGCCGCAAACAUAAAGCCUGUAUUAGGGAGUGCUGGGGCCGUGCCCCAUGGGACCUGGCCACUCCUGUUCAGCCUGGCACUGAUGCUGUUACUCCGGCUUUUUGCCUGAGUCCAGACCUGCCCAGCUCUCCCCUUUGCCUGCCCCCAGCAGGGGUGAACAGGCCGGGCUCAGCUCAGUUCUCACCAAUGAGGGAGCCCAACUCAUGCCUGUGUCCAUUACUCACCCCACCCCUCCAAUGCCCAGGUCCUGCUCCAUGGUGGGAAUUGGGGUUUCUCUGACAGCCAGUUCCAAUAAAUAGAUUGAGACAUC